CCAAAACGGGCGUCAAAGUGGCGUUCUCUGUAGCCAACUGAGGGCUGUGCGCCUCGUAAGCCGCCCUGGGCUGUGCAAGCUCUCAUAGCCGAAAAGCAUAGAUCUCAGCGCAUGCAUAGUCUUUCAGGCUCUCAUUAAAGUCGACAGGCCCAGGUCUAACCUCUCUUCUCGUCUUCACAGCAACUUACCACCUACAAAUACACCUCACCAAAGCGGUCACCUGGUACCAUGUGUUUCGCAGCGGAGCCAAAGACGACCUAUUACUAUCGAGAAGAAAUAACUCCAGCACGGCCAUAUCGACAGCAUCAUCAUCAUCAUCAUCAUCAUCAUCGCUCGUCACGCUCUCCACAUAUUAGCUACACCAGUAUUUCAACUACAAGAAAGUCUCACUCGCCUCGAAUAGGCGAGGCCGGCUACUACAGGCCUGGAGAAGUGGUUUAUGAAACCCGCCGAUGCUAAUUCGAUAACCUCCCCUCGCAAGAAGAGGGGGAAGCAACUGGCGGUAUCGUACGGUCCGUAACUGAAGUCAGUCGACUGUGUUUACCCGCAACUCCAUUAUGCCAGAAUUGACGACACGAACUGGCUGCAGCUUCGUACCAUGCUCUCUGUUUUAUUAUUUAGUUACAUUGUUGUGUUUGGUAUUUGAUAUUGCAAUUUUAGCAUGAAUCAACAGCAUCUGUGUAUGACGAAAUAAAGUUACGGCUCUGCGCCAGUAUUACCACAGUGGCGGGGUUGGCUAGAAAUCUGCUUGCAGCAUGCGCUGGCGUACCAUCAACGAUGACAUCAUCGUUCAAGCGUCGUCCUUGGAACAACAGAGCACGAUAUACUUAUUCCCGAGCUGUAUGACAAUAUAUUAUUAUGGGUGCAACUGAAUACUAGAUCCUAUUAUAAUUUCAAACAUUUUUACCCUGGCUUACUCAAAAUGCUUCCUACAACCUUUCACAGCUGGCUGUGGAAAUUCGCCUGGGCGUCAAAGCAGGGUAUUUGGCUUAUAACAUAGCCCCUCCUCUCCACCCUGUUUUCCCCAUCAUCCCCGAUCUGUUUAAAAACUAAGCACAGCCCUGACAUCGUGGCUUUUCUGGUUCUUCUUAAGUUUCCGUCAGCCCUGGUAAGCGAUACAUCUUAUCCCUUUAAAUCUUUUCGUAAGUGAGGAUCUCGGUUCACCAUAUCUCCCAUCCUUCCAUUGUCAACAAUCGGGUUACAGCUUCCGUUUCGGCUUGCGCGGCACGAAAAUGACAGUCACGCUACGAGCUACCGUACGUCAAGACAGAGCCUAGCUAACGUAGCCAAAAUAGACCAGAAGAAAGAACCCACGCACCCAUACUCAUCCAUCUCAGACACUAUGAAUCGCGCAUUUUCCAUCCGUUCCGGCAACUCCAAGAGUUCGAACAACUCUGGAGGCAACAGAAUGCCAGGUUUUGGCCUCAAUUCUCUCCGAGGCACCGUUCAGCCUGAGCUUUCCAAAAAGCUUUUCAAGCUCAUCAAGUCGGAAAAUAACCUAGUAACUGCUCAUGAGACCGCAUGCCGCGAACGAAUCUCAAUCGCUACGCAAUUGUCAGAAUGGGGCGAGCAAACUGGCGAUGAUGGCCUCAGCGACAUCUCUGACAAGGUCGGAGUUCUUUUGAGCGAGAUUGGUGAGCAAGAAGAUAGCUACGCUCACGCCCUUGACGAUUCUCGAAGCAUCCUUAAGGCUAUCCGCAACACGGAAAAGAGUGUUCAGCCAAGCCGAGAUAGCAAGGCCAAGAUUACCGACGAAAUUCAGAAGCUGAAACUCAAGGAGCCUCAGAGUGCGCGCCUAGUUGUUCUUGAGCAGGAGCUCGUUAGAGCUGAGGCAGAGAACCUGGUUGCUGAAGCCCAACUUACGAACAUUACCCGCCAGAAGAUUAAAGAAGCAUACGAGGCCGAAUUUGCUGCCACCAUUGAGCGCGCUGAGAAACAAAUUAUCCUCGCCAAGCAUGGACGUCGUCUUCUUCAGUUGCUCGAUGAUACUCCCGUUGUACCAGGUGAUGCUCGUCCUGCUUAUGACACUGCUACCCAGGCGCAAGCCCGUCAAGUGCUCAACGACGUAGAGGAUGAUCUUCGUGAUUGGAGACCGGAUUCUGAGUCUUUUGAUGUCGCUCCUUCCUACACUAAGGGCGAGAAGGAUGAGAUUGAUGACGCUAAGGAAGAUAGUACCAAACAAAUCGAGGAGAAGGCUGACGCCUAAUCUACCACGAGUUGAGUUUGAAGAUACCAUGUUUAAUCGCUGGAGACGGUUGUUUAUGCUUGUGUUUGCUUGUGUUUCCCCACCCGUUGAAUUUGGUCUUUGCUUUAAGUAAUUAUUACAAAUAAGAAUAUUUUAUUUAUGUUAGUCUGCGAUAUGUCAAUUGUACACCCAAACAUGAACUCGGAAAUAUAGGGCGGAGCUUCCAUAAACGAAGAUGCCACCCAUUCUUCGUCGAGGGUCGCGUCUACUGGUAUAACUACGUGCCAACUCCUCAACAGCGACAUGUAUCAUUCACAAUGGGCCAGAAAUGGGUUCCCAGGUCGUUAAGGUAAGUUGGCUCGCCUUUGCGGGUAGGACGUACACGGAGAUCUAUAGGCAUCUUUCGUCUUGUCGAACGGGCAACGAGCGUGUGAAUGACGCCUUAGCGUUAGCGCCAUUCAUGGAUCCAAGAGUGCCC
Molecule: messenger RNA, 2663 nt
Organism: [Torrubiella] hemipterigena
Lineage: Eukaryota; Fungi; Ascomycota; Sordariomycetes; Hypocreales; Clavicipitaceae
Source: the annotation of a GenBank genome assembly